CCGGAACACUUCCUGUUUCCAUCAGGUUUUCAAAAACAACUUUAGCAGCUGGUCAGCAGGUUCCAGCCCUGGACUCAGCAGAUAAAAAAAAAAAAAGGAGAACAAAUAUAAAGGAACAAGUUUAGUUGCACGAUUUCACACUGGCAGAACUAAUUCAUCCGCUGUGUACGCAGGAGCUGCUGAACUGUGUGUGAUUUUCUGUUUUUGUGUAUCUGCAUAUAGAUGGAGAGCCGACAGCUGUCGCGGGCGGAGGCGUUGGCAUGCACAGACUGCAGGCACGCUUGUCACGUGAUGCUCUACUCUGACACAAAAUCUCAGCUGUUCGGCAAAAUCCCCAUCAGGCACAUAGUGCUGAUGCAGAUGCGCUUCGAUGGUCUGCUGGGUUUCCCAGGCGGGCUCGUCGACCCCUCACAGGAGACCCUGGAGGCGGGGCUUACCAGGGAACUGUUGGAGGAGAUGGGCGUGGCUGUGCCCGUAUCGGAGGAAGAUCACGUGGAGUCUCGAUUUGCUCCUCCAAUCUCAGCCGCUCCCUCCCAUCUCAUCACUCACUUCUAUGUGAAGAAGAUGGAGGAGGAGCAGAUUAAGGAGCUGGAGAAAGCGUCGGCGUCCACUGCAGUCGAUCAUGGCCUUGAGGUGAUGGGGAUGGUCCGAGUUCCUCUCUACACCGCAAAGAGAGGAGGAGGCCUUUCCUUUUUCCUCUCACACUCCUUCAUAGGCAACGCUCGCUCCCAGCUGAUUAACUCUCUGUUGCGCCUCCACCUGGUCACCUCGAGGGAGUUACAGAAAGCUCUCAGGAACUCUCUGAAGAUGCACGCACAGUCCGCACAGGACCUGAAGGCAGCCCUUGCGCUGACAGAGGCGUAG
Messenger RNA from Nematolebias whitei (Rio pearlfish), 864 nucleotides. RefSeq names its product U8 snoRNA-decapping enzyme. The record is from RefSeq and is a predicted model, not a curated record. Gene Ontology annotation, biological process: sno(s)RNA catabolic process; mRNA catabolic process. The transcript has 4 exons. Gene Ontology annotation, cellular component: nucleus. Bases 223 to 864 code for a protein of 213 amino acids. NCBI's taxonomy places the organism in Eukaryota, Metazoa, Chordata, Actinopteri, Cyprinodontiformes, Rivulidae. Gene Ontology annotation, molecular function: snoRNA binding; phosphodiesterase decapping endonuclease activity.